AUGAAGCUGGAUAAUACGCGUACCUCUCAUAGUGCCUACCUUUCAUGGAUGAUGCCAUACGCUAGCGUUUUUCUUUUCUUCUUGGACCACCCUAGGCCGCAUGCGUUGCAGGGUUCUUUUCUUCCAUCGGGUCCAACCCUCCAUAGCGGUGAUGUACGAGCCGGACAUUCCGUACAAUCUCCUUUAAGCGGGGCUCUUUUUUGUCUUCGAAGGUCUCUUCUAUGCAGCGUCUUCUCAGAGCUCAUAGUAUAUUGA
Messenger RNA from Aspergillus luchuensis, 255 nucleotides. RefSeq lists its product as uncharacterized. The transcript is spliced from 3 exons. The record is from RefSeq and is a predicted model, not a curated record. NCBI's taxonomy places the organism in Eukaryota, Fungi, Ascomycota, Eurotiomycetes, Eurotiales, Aspergillaceae. Bases 1 to 255 code for a protein of 84 amino acids.